AUAUCAAAUAAGAGAAAAAUAAUUCAGUCGAUAGCAAGUUUUGAAGUCAUUGGUAAGCGCAAAAUGGCACUUGAUCAGCUUCGUAAAGGGAUGAAAACCCUUGGUCUCCUGGAUAAGAUAGAAAAGCAUGCAGGUUUAUUUGAAAGUGUCUUUAAUCGAGGACAAGAGAAGUUAACACCGGCAUCAAUCAAAGACCACCUACUGUUUUCUCAACAACAAGAAGUGAUGCAGCACAUGCUCAUAAGAUUCGUAGACGAGUCGCCACUACAGUCGCCAAGCCAAUCCCGCAGUGUUUCAAUUCAUCAAUACUAG
Molecule: messenger RNA, 312 nt
Organism: Paramuricea clavata
Lineage: Eukaryota; Metazoa; Cnidaria; Anthozoa; Malacalcyonacea; Plexauridae
Source: the annotation of a GenBank genome assembly